AUGAAUAACACUGUGAAUGAAUUCAUUCUGCUUGGGUUGACUCAGGACACUGAAAAGCAGAAAAUAAUAUUUGUAAUCUUCUUGAUUCUUUACCUUUUGACACUACUGUGGAACCUUCUCAUUGUGGUGACUAUUAAGGCAAGUGUGGCCCUUGGGAGUCCCAUGUACUUCUUCUUAUCCUACCUGUCCUUUGCUGAUGCCUGCUUUUCUACAACUACGGUACCCAGACUGCUUGUGGAUGCUCUGUCUCAGAAGAAAUCUAUUUCCUACAAUGAGUGCAUGACCCAGCUCUUUGCAGUCCAUUUCUUUGGGGGCAUGGAGAUCUUUGUCCUCAUCCUCAUGGCUUUUGAUCGCUAUGUGGCCAUUUGUAAGCCCCUGCAAUACACAACCAUCAUGAGCCAGCAUAUCUGUAGCAUGAUGGUGAUUCUGGCCUGGGUGGGAUCUGGUAUCCACUCUUCAGCACAGAUGUCCCUGGCUUUGCAAUUGCCCUUUUGUGGUCCCAAUGUGAUUGACCACUACUUCUGUGAUGUGCAACCAUUGAUGCUACUUGCCUGCAUGGACACUUAUGUGAUAAAUUUGCUAGUUGUUUCCAAUAGUGGGACCAUAUGCAUGGUGAGUUUCAUAGUCUUGCUUAUGUCGUUUAUUCUAGUGCUGUAUGGAUUAAGUCAACAUGAGCUAAUCUAUAAGAGACUGGAAACUUACAGAACAAAGUUUGCUGUUUGCCAAUAUGAGAAUUUGAUAGGAUGGUCCAAGAAAAUGAUACCUUGGAAAUCUCUACCUGAUCCUGCUCUUACUAGGCACUCUUAG
Molecule: messenger RNA, 807 nt
Organism: Orycteropus afer afer
Lineage: Eukaryota; Metazoa; Chordata; Mammalia; Tubulidentata; Orycteropodidae
Product: olfactory receptor 4C11-like
Biological process (GO): G protein-coupled receptor signaling pathway
Cellular component (GO): membrane
Molecular function (GO): olfactory receptor activity; G protein-coupled receptor activity
Source: RefSeq, a predicted model, not a curated record